UGGUGACGUCCCCGCCGACGCCGCCAUGACGGGCAGCCCCUGACCCCUGACCUUUGACCCCGCGCGGCCUACUUGGCCAUGGCCGACCCCGAGCCGCGCUCGCCGCGGGGCUCCAUCGAGGAUGAUUUCAACUACGGCAGCAGCGUGGCCUCGGCCGCUGUCCACAUCCGAAUGGCUUUUCUGCGGAAAGUCUACAGCAUCCUGUCUCUUCAGAUCCUCUUGACUACAGUGACGGCGGCGGUUUUCCUGUACUCGGAAGCAGUGCGGACGUUUGUUCACCAAAGCCCUGCCUUGAUUUUGGUUUCUGUCCUCGGAUCUUUUGGCUUGAUUAUUGCCCUGACUUUUUACCGACAUAAACACCCCACUAACUUAUACCUGCUGUUUGGAUUUACCCUUCUGGAAGCUCUGACGGUAGCUGUGACAGUAACUUUCUAUGAGGUACAUGUUGUCUUACAAGCGUUCAUGCUGACUGCAGCAGUAUUUCUUGGAUUGACUGCUUACACUCUACAGUCAAAAAGAGACUUCAGCAAAUUCGGAGCAGGCCUCUUUGCUUUCUUGUGGAUUUUGCUCCUGUCAGGAUUUUUGAGGUUAUUUUUCUAUAGUGAGACAGUGGAGCUGAUCUUUGCUGCACUAGGGGCUCUCCUUUUCUGUGGAUUCAUCAUCUACGACACUCACUCACUGAUGCAUAAACUCUCUCCCGAAGAGUACAUACUGGCUUCAAUCAACCUUUACUUGGAUAUCAUCAAUCUGUUCCUCCACCUGCUGCGGGUACUAGAAGCAAUGAAUAAAAAAUGAUGGAAACAUCGCACGAAUUAGAAACUCUGGGAGGCAACUGAUUAAAUAACCUUGGCUGCGCUGAUCAAUGAGGGUGACGUCUAAGAUUUGGAGAUUAAAAGCUAAAUCCAGCACUA
Molecule: messenger RNA, 911 nt
Organism: Ornithorhynchus anatinus (platypus)
Lineage: Eukaryota; Metazoa; Chordata; Mammalia; Monotremata; Ornithorhynchidae
Gene: TMBIM4
Product: transmembrane BAX inhibitor motif containing 4
Exons: 7
Coding region: 79-795 (238 amino acids)
Biological process (GO): negative regulation of apoptotic process
Cellular component (GO): membrane
Source: RefSeq, a predicted model, not a curated record